AUUAUUUCGAUGAGAAUUGCAUCACUACACGUGAAGUCUUACAGACCAUCGGCUCGUUUCCGGUCGUGCACUUUAGUGCUUUUUUCAUAAUUUAUUAUUAAUUAACUUGCUGGUGUAUUGCAUUGAGUUACAUCAAUAAACCUCAAAAUGUUGGGAGCAUCGAGAUUGUUAAUCCGCAAUUGCAACGGACUUGCACAGGAUUUUGGCAAACGGAGACAGUUCAGUACAAUAAUAAAAAAUUCCAUAGCUCCGACCCUGUUUGCUCCACAAAGGGAGUAUGAGGUUAACCAGUAUCGGUACAAGUCGGAGGGCGUUAAGGGUGCAGUUAUUGGUAUUGAUUUAGGUACAACAUUCUCGUGUGUUGCUGUGAUGGAAGGAAAACAAGCUAAAGUCAUUGAAAAUGCUGAGGGAUCAAGAACUACACCCUCUUACGUAGCUUUUACGAAGGAUGGAGAACGACUCGUGGGGAUGCCAGCAAAACGCCAGGCUGUUACCAAUUCGUCAAACACAUUUUAUGCUACCAAACGUUUGAUUGGUAGAAAAUUCGAGGAUCCUGAGGUCAAGAAAGACAUGAAAACUGUAUCGUACAAAAUAGUUAGAGCUUCGAAUGGUGAUGCUUGGGUUCAAGGUGGCGACGGAAAGAUGUAUUCACCAAGUCAAAUUGGUGCCUUCAUACUUAUGAAAAUGAGGGAAACCGCUGAGGGGUACAUGAAUACCCCAGUAAAGAAUGCAGUUGUCACCGUACCAGCUUACUUCAACGAUUCUCAGAGACAAGCAACGAAAGAUGCUGGUCAAAUUGCUGGUCUCAAUGUACUCAGGGUCAUCAAUGAACCGACAGCUGCUGCACUCGCUUAUGGAAUGGACAAGACCGACGAUAAAAUUAUUGCAGUUUAUGAUCUUGGUGGUGGUACCUUUGAUAUUUCCAUUUUAGAGAUUCAAAAGGGUGUUUUCGAGGUGAAAUCAACAAAUGGGGAUACUUUCCUCGGUGGAGAGGACUUCGACAAUGCUCUUGUAACCUAUUUGGCUAAUGAAUUCAAGAAGGAUCAAGGCAUUGACGUAGCUAAAGAUGCCAUGGCAAUGCAGAGAUUGAAAGAGGCAGCAGAGAAAGCGAAAAUUGAAUUGUCCAGCUCCUCGCAGACUGACAUCAAUCUUCCUUACUUGACCAUGGACGCGAGUGGACCAAAACACUUGAAUCUCAAACUGUCUCGUAGUAAAUUUGAGAGUCUAGUUGGUGAUCUCAUUAAGAGGACCAUUCAACCGUGUCAGAAAGCCCUUUCUGAUGCCGAGGUUGCUAAAUCCGAUAUUGGUGAGGUCCUACUCGUUGGUGGUAUGACUAGGGUACCUAAAGUUCAACAGACCGUCCAGGAAAUAUUUGGGAGGACGCCAUCGAGGGCUGUAAAUCCGGAUGAAGCUGUUGCUGUUGGUGCUGCUGUUCAGGGAGGAGUUCUUGCUGGAGAUGUCACCGAUGUAUUGCUUCUCGAUGUUACUCCAUUAUCUCUAGGUAUCGAAACACUCGGUGGAGUCUUCACAAGGCUAAUCUCAAGGAAUACAACAAUUCCAACGAAGAAGAGUCAGGUAUUUUCAACAGCGGCUGAUGGACAGACUCAGGUAGAAAUUAAAGUCCAUCAGGGUGAACGUGAAAUGGCCAAUGACAAUAAACUACUCGGGCAGUUUACACUUGUUGGUAUUCCGCCAGCUCCACGUGGAGUUCCACAGAUUGAAGUUACUUUUGACAUCGAUGCCAAUGGAAUUGUCCACGUGUCUGCUAGGGACAAGGGAACAGGAAAAGAGCAACAGAUUAUUAUUCAGUCCAGUGGUGGUCUCAGCAAAGAUGAGAUCGAGAACAUGGUGAAGAACGCCGAGCAGUACGCGAAAGAAGACAGAAUUAAAAAAGAACGUGUUGAGGCUGUAAAUCAGGCAGAAGGUAUUGUUCAUGAUACUGAGGCUAAGAUUGAGGAAUUCAAAGCACAAUUACCACAGGAAGAGUGUGACAAACUGAGGGAACUUAUCGCUAAAGUCAGAGAAGUUUUGGCUAAGAAGGACGAAAUGGAUCCUGAAGAAAUUAAGAAACAGUCCAACGAGCUGCAGCAAGCUAGUCUCAAGCUCUUCGAGAUGGCUUACAAAAAGAUGGCUGCUGAACGCGAGGGAAAUCAAGGAGCCUCGCAACAGCAGGAGCAACCACCAGAAGGCGAGAAGAAAGAGGAGAAAAAUUAAGCCCCACAAAUACUGUUAUAUAACUUAAAAUUUCUCGAACGUCGAAUAACUGAGGCUUUCUCGUUCGGCUGAGCCGAUGGAUAUCUUCAGGUUUUCAAGUUUAUUGCUCUUUCCGAACGAACGAUUAUCAUCCGAUAAUUAAUGAAUCAUUACAAUUUCCUGUAAUUGAGUUAGCUACAUGAAUUUCCAAUUGCUCUGAGAAAAGAAAAUCUGGAUCUUGAGAUUCUCAUGAAUUUUAUUGGCAAACGCUCAA
Messenger RNA from Fopius arisanus, 2467 nucleotides. It is a transcript of the gene Hsc70-5, whose product is annotated as Heat shock protein 70 cognate 5. The transcript is spliced from 7 exons. Gene Ontology annotation, molecular function: ATP binding; ATP-dependent protein folding chaperone. The record is from RefSeq and is a predicted model, not a curated record. The coding region runs from base 148 to 2214 and encodes 688 amino acids. NCBI's taxonomy places the organism in Eukaryota, Metazoa, Arthropoda, Insecta, Hymenoptera, Braconidae. Gene Ontology annotation, biological process: protein folding. Gene Ontology annotation, cellular component: mitochondrion; cytoplasm.